CUGUUUUCUUUUUCAGGAAGAUUGGCCGAGUUGAUAUUGAUCUAAGUGUGUAUUAUUAACGAAUAUAUCGCGGCUAGAGUACCAGUAAUUCUCACUUGUUGUUACCAUCCACCGCAGUCGUCCUCUUAUUCACACUCUGCCUUUCUCGGACACCCCAACGUACCCGGAGCCUACAGCGUCCUGUAGUCGAUCCUCCUCUGCUCGGCCCAGCGACUCGUCCAAUUCCAUUGGCCGCAACGAUCGCGCAAACGGACAAACGGGCAAACAGAUGGAUCCGCAGAAUCCGCCCGGCUCCUCCCACGGCGGGCAGCAACAGGAACGCGAGCAACCGGUUUAUGACAUUAGCAAUGGCGGACAUUAUGGUGCAAGUGCGGCGCUUUCGGCGAGAGGCUAUGCUCCAGUGCCCGAACUCUACACGGGAACAUGGGCCAAUGUGAACCAAGGGCUCCAUGGGAAUUACCGGGACAUCCUGACGACGUAUUGGCAGCAGACCAUCAACCAACUGGAAAAUGAGACGCACGACUAUAAGAUUCAUCAAUUACCGCUAGCUCGGAUCAAGAAGGUGAUGAAGGCAGAUCCCGAAGUCAAAAUGAUAUCUGCAGAGGCACCCAUUCUGUUUGCUAAAGGAUGCGACAUCUUCAUUACUGAGCUUACUAUGCGCGCCUGGAUUCACGCCGAGGAGAACAAGCGACGGACGCUACAGCGAUCCGACAUUGCAUCAGCUCUGGCUAAGUCUGACAUGUUUGAUUUCCUGAUCGAUAUCGUUCCUCGAGAGGAGGCAACUUCACAUUCGAAGAGGCCUGGUGGCCAGGCCGGUGCUGCUGGUGCUGCUGGGCAACCUGCGCCAGGUGCUCCAGUGGUAACGGGACAGUUGCCUUCGCAGCAGACAGCUGUCACGCAGCCUAGUCAUGGUGCACCACAGCAUCAUAUGGCUCCCCCGGAUUACACUUCUCUUGGCCAGCAUGCGUUACCGACGGAACAAGAUUACCGAGCGCAGGCAGGCAUGUAUGCUGGUGCCGUCCAGUCGGACCCAACGGGUGCCUAUGGUCAGCCGCCGCAGCAAAUGUUUGAGGGCAUGUAUGGCUAUGCUCCCAUGCCGCCGCAGCAGAUGUAUCAAGUUGGCCAGCGCGGCCCGGAUCCGUCUACGGGUACUGAUGCGGGGCAUCAUUACUCACGUCAUGACGGAGGCGAUGGAGACGCUGAUGCGGAGGGCGAAGGCGACUACGAAGUGGGUUAGUCGGAAAGGCAGGUUAAUUGUUUGUUGAAGAGGCUCGGGAAUUUUUAAAGGAUUUGAUUGAAGACUCGGACAUUGCGGGUAUUAUUCGAAAUUGUUUCGUUUCCAUGGCACAGCACUAGGAGUUUUGUUUGGAAUAGCAGCAAUUGCCAGUCGGGCAAUUUCAGCGAGGAAAAUAAUGCAGCCUAUAUAUGUACUGCUGUCGGGUACAGAUGAGAUCUGGCGACAGUAAGGGCUAUAGAGUACAGAGCGGUAUACAGAUUGGUGAUAAUGAGGGG
Xylona heveae TC161 is the source of this 1512-nucleotide messenger RNA. Its product is annotated as histone-fold-containing protein. The coding region runs from base 269 to 1237 and encodes 322 amino acids. NCBI's taxonomy places the organism in Eukaryota, Fungi, Ascomycota, Xylonomycetes, Xylonales, Xylonaceae. Gene Ontology annotation, biological process: regulation of DNA-templated transcription. The transcript is spliced from 6 exons. Gene Ontology annotation, cellular component: nucleus; CCAAT-binding factor complex. The record is from RefSeq and is a predicted model, not a curated record. Gene Ontology annotation, molecular function: DNA-binding transcription activator activity, RNA polymerase II-specific; DNA binding; protein heterodimerization activity.